This is a messenger RNA of Aspergillus luchuensis, 303 nucleotides long. RefSeq lists its product as uncharacterized. Lineage: Eukaryota; Fungi; Ascomycota; Eurotiomycetes; Eurotiales; Aspergillaceae. The transcript has a single exon. The coding region runs from base 1 to 303 and encodes 100 amino acids. The record is from RefSeq and is a predicted model, not a curated record.
AUGGGUGAUGAGGUUAAAAAUCUACCGGUGGAGCCAAUGCCGAAAUCAACGACUCAGCCACUACCGACGAGUCUGCCGUUUCCCGCUCAACACCGCAUUCUACGGGUACUGCAACAGCGCUUGGAGCGCUCUGCGUUCGAGUCUAUCCAGAAAUGGCACCCCCAACUUGGCCAGACUAACGGAUGGGAUUGUGCCGAGAAUGUGGAAUUGCACAUGGCGUUCAGAGCGCUGGACCGAAAGCGUCGUACCCAUUCCGCAUCUGCGUUGUUGAAAAUUCCAAAGAAGGGGGUUAAUCGGUUGUGA